AAAUAACUUUAGUCAUGGCUGAAAAAAUUGUGCUGCAUUAUUUCAAUGGCAGAGGCAAAAUGGAAUCAAUCCACUGGCUUUUGGGAGCAGCAGAUGUGGAUUUUGACGAGGUCUUUCUGACAACACGCGAACAGUACGAGAAACUCCUCAGCGAUGGAGAUCUCAUGUUUCAGCAGGUUCCAAUGGUGGAAAUUGACGGCAUGAAGCUCAUUCAGACAAAGGCCAUCUAUAAAUACAUAGCAGAGAAGUACAAGCUUCAUGGGAAUGAUCCCAAAGAGCGAGUCAUCAUCGACAUGUACUCAGAGGGCUUGAUGGAUCUCAUGGAGAUGAUAAUGAUACUGCCUUUUACCGCAGAUGUGAAGGCAAAACUGGACAAUAUUGAGAGCAAAGCAAAGGAGCGCUACCUUCCUGUGUUUGAAAAGGCACUGUGUGAGAAAGUUCACCUGGUGGGCGGUAGACUGACCUGUGCAGAUGUGCUCCUGUGUGAGUGCACAAUGAUGCUGGAGGAGAAAUUUCCUGGAAUCUUGGCUGAUUUUCGCAACAUCAAGGCUUUCCAGGGCAGGAUGACUCAGGUGCCUGCAAUCAAGAAAUUCCUUUCGUCAGGGAAGAGGAAGCCGCAGCCAGAUGAAGAGUAUAAGAGGACCGUCCAAAACGUGUUCAAGAUGACCCUUCUUUUGCCGUGAAACUUGUUCUACACCUAUGAAUGUCGUCAUGCACAAUGUAGAAGAUGCAGACC
Molecule: messenger RNA, 736 nt
Organism: Thalassophryne amazonica
Lineage: Eukaryota; Metazoa; Chordata; Actinopteri; Batrachoidiformes; Batrachoididae
Product: glutathione S-transferase 3-like
Exons: 1
Coding region: 15-683 (222 amino acids)
Biological process (GO): glutathione metabolic process
Molecular function (GO): glutathione transferase activity
Source: RefSeq, a predicted model, not a curated record